Effrenium voratum is the source of this 1743-nucleotide messenger RNA. The record is from the annotation of a GenBank genome assembly. NCBI's taxonomy places the organism in Eukaryota, Dinophyceae, Suessiales, Symbiodiniaceae.
AUGGCCGUGGUUGAGGAGGCUGUGGUGGUGCCCUUCCUCAGCUUCAAUGGCUCCAUCUCGCCGCAGAUCAACGCGUUCCUGGAGUCCAAUGACACCGACACCUCGGAGCAGGAUCCUCCACUGGAAUGCAAGUGGGUCCUGUGGGAGCAGCUGAGCCUGUCCGCUGCGCGGGACAGCUCGCAGUACUCCCAAGCGACACAGCGGGUGGCGACUUUGGACACCAUCAAAACGUUUUGGAGGUAUUGGAACUACAUGCCACAGCCCAGCAUGCUGCUGGAAGGGAAGAAGUUCUUGCGGAUCAAGGAUGACACCCGGCAUGUGGUUGAUGCACUGAUGCUCUUUAAGGAUGGCAUCCGCCCCGAGUGGGAGGAUGUGGUGAAUGCCACUGGAGGUCACUUUACCUUCCAGCUGAAGGCGGGAGUUGGUGGAGGAAUCAUCGACGAGAUUUGGAACAACACGGUCCUGUGCCUGAUUGGAGGGUCUGUUGAGCAUUCCGACAUGGUCACCGGCAUUCGGCUCGUGGACAAGUUGGCCAACAAGCGUGCUUCGCACCUGCGAAUAGAGGUGUGGUUUGCCAAGUUCUCGGAGACCGAGAAGAUCGAGCAGCUGCAGCAGAGCUUGGAGAAGCGGCUCGCUCGGGCGAGACUCUCCGAGACGGGCACUGGGGGUCUGAAGGUCUUCACCGUGGUCGUGUCUGACAAGCCCCUGCCCACCGAGCAGCUCUCGUACCUUGCGGUGUCCUCCAAGAAAGCGGUGUACCAGGAGGCCAUUUGCGACGAUGACCUGUCUGCCGGCGGUCGCUCCAAGCGCAGCAAAGAGAAGCAGACAGGCAAGCAGCGCGGCUUCAUCAUCCGAGCAGAAGUGGAAGAAAGUCCCCUGGCUCGAGUGAUUGACUGGUUCAAGGACCCAGCGAAGCAGCUGAUGAACUGCGCCGUGGUGAGCCGCGUGGACGUGGACGAGGCCGCCAAUGUGAAGAAGGCCAAGAAGAAGGAAAAGGACCUAGCCGUGCCAAACUUGGGCGCCAACGAGUGCCGCAUUGAAACCACCUCCAGGAUACAUCACUUCGCGCAUGGCCCAGGCUUUCGCGUGGAGGUGUCGGAGGGCACCUCCGCGCAGCGGCUCAACAUGUUCACUAGCAGGAGGGAGAUCCCGCUGAAGGACUGGCUGGCGUUUCUGCUGAAGGCGCUGGACCGUACGGGACGCCAUGUGAUGAUCCUCAAGCGGUCUGGCAAGGAGGUGUUGGGUGGCGCAGUUGGUGAGAAGCAGGCAGAAGAGGUCAAGGUCCAGUUGCGCAGGGACAAGGCCCAGCAGGCGGAGAACGAGUGGCUCCAGUCUUUGCUGAGCGGUCAGGCGGAGGAAGCCGAGCCGGAGCCAGAAGUGCCGGCGGAGUCGCCGGAGGCGCCGGCGCCGCCAGCUGCGCUUCCGGAAACGGAGGAGCGACCCGCGCCCGCGUCAGGGAAAGCCAAGCCGAGGCGCGAGCGCAACAAGGAGUGGCAGGCUGCGCCUGAGCCGGGCCCGGGCGCGUGGACGGAAUGGGAGCAGUCCUGGCAGGGCAACACGUGGGAUGAGUGGCCUUCCCAGGCGCAAGCGCCUGUGAGACGCUGGGUCAACAAGGUGCUUUGUCACGAAUGUGGCCGCGGCCAGCCCUUGAAGCUGUUCUGGGACCAGGAUGCCAGCUAUUGCCGCAUGUGCUGGUUCAAAUGGUACGGCGAGGAUCCUCCCAAGUCUGCUGCUGUCAGAUGA